AUGGGUUGCUGCCAGUCGCAGCCAGAUAGCCAGGACGGACUUCCAAGGCACCGCAUUGUCCAGCCGGCACCGGCGAACAAUGCUGUGCGGCAGCUUGGGGCUGACGGCAACGCAUCCCAAAUCAGCGUCGACAGAGCAUCUGCUGCCGCCUUUGACAAUUCGAGGGCCAAUCAUGUUAACGGACCACAAGGGAGUGUUUCACUGAAGCGUCCACAUUCAGUCCGCCAUUGCCCACCGGACUUCCUACAAGCGCCUGCGCCGUGGACCCGGAGCACGCUGAACGCCCAAAGAGAAGCAUUUUGGGACACCCGAGUUUCACCAGAUGAUCCCAACAAAUGGUUAGCCCUGCGCCGAGCUUGCGAGAGUCUAGUAGCGGGAGACACCGCAACCGCUCAAACACUGCUUGAGACUGCAGGCUUGAUAUGCCCGAGUGGAGUGAUCGGCUGCAAACGGGACGAAGGUUCUCGCAGAUGGGGCGUAUAUGACGCAGAGGGUGGCGCGCUUUUCUACGUACCACCGUGGGUAUUGUCGGUCCCGCGCGACGUCGUGGAAGACGAAGCAGCAGACGACGUCUCGCUGAAAGCCGCAGACGAGACCGACGGUGACGAUGAAGAAGGUGCACACCAGCCGACACACCAAGCGCAGAGUCCAAAAGGCAAGGGCCGAUACACGGAGGAAGCGCUCGGGACGGCGUUAGUUGUUAAGUGCAAAUUGAGCUCCGGGAAGGGCGAUCUCCACAUCACGAUGCGCGAGGCCGAAUAUGUUUCUACCCUUACCGAUCGUGUGCGAGAGCAAGUCCAUAACCAGAGGAUCAAACUCAUACUCCGAGGCAAACCGCUCGAUGAGCGCAAAACAUUGGUGGAGCAGGGCUGGAGCCAAGGAGAUUGCGUCAACGCUUUUAUCCUUGGUUACGAGCCAUCGGUGGAAUCACCUCCACCGGUGGAGAGCGACGAGGUGGGCGAUCCGGAGUUAUAG
Molecule: messenger RNA, 975 nt
Organism: Baudoinia panamericana UAMH 10762
Lineage: Eukaryota; Fungi; Ascomycota; Dothideomycetes; Mycosphaerellales; Teratosphaeriaceae
Exons: 1
Coding region: 1-975 (324 amino acids)
Molecular function (GO): protein binding
Source: RefSeq, a predicted model, not a curated record